CAACAAUACAUAUAUACGUACUUAUGCUCGUAUAUACAAUAUUCUGAGAACAACAUUUUCUGAUAAUUAUUAAAACUACGUGGGUUGUUGUCAUGGCUCCUGAAAUCGUGAACUCCAAAGCAGGCAGAGACGGCGGAGCUGAGCUGAUGAUAAUCAACAGGAAUGCGGCCAGGAAUGCGUACGUCACCUUCUUGGCCGGUGAUGGUGACUAUGUGAAAGGGGUUGUAGGUUUGGCCAAGGGUCUGAGGAAGGUCGGAGCUGCUUUCCCUCUUGUCGUGGCGGUUUUGCCUGACGUUCCGGCUGAGCACCGCCGUGUCCUGGUGGAGCAAGGGUGUCUCCUCCGUGAUAUCGAACUGGUUUUCCCUCCCUCCACCGGUAAGGAGAGCCCUUUUGUCAGACCCUAUUUUGCUGUCAACUACUGCAAGCUCCGGCUUUGGGAGUUUGUGGAGUACAACAAAAUGAUAUACAUGGAUGCAGACAUCCAAGUGUUCCAUAACAUUGAUCACCUCUUCGACUUGCCUAGUGGCUGUUUCUAUGGUGUGGCGGACUGCCUGUGCGAGAUGUAUGACACACCUUGUGAGCAGAAGCUCCGGUGGCCGGAAGUGCUCGGGCCUCAACCGUCUUUCUAUCUGAAUGGUGGCAUGUUCAUCUUCGAGCCUAAUCUCAACACUUAUGAUCAACUGCUUGGCGCCCUUGAAAUCACCCCUUCCACACCGUUUGCUGAGCAGGACUUCCUCAACAUGUUCUUCAGAGACGUCUCGAAGCCAAUUCCUCCCAUUUACAACUUGUUGGUAGCAAUGUUGUGGCGCCACCCGCAGUGGGUCGAUGAUCUCGACAACGUAAAAGUGGUCCACUACUGCGUAGCCGGGUCGAAGCCGUGGAGGUACACUGGAAAAGAGGAGAACAUGGACCGGGCAGAUAUCAAGAUGCUGGUGGAGAGAUGGUGGGACAUCUACAACGACGAGGCCUUGGACUUCACAACCGACGUUCGUUCUGUACCUGCUGGCGGUGGUGGUGGGGUACCAGAACGUGCGAAAUUGGCAUCGACACUAGGGGAGGCGGAGGUGGUGGUGCACUAUAUCUCGGCUUCGUCGGCAGCGUAGGUUGUUUGCAUGUGCUGCGCAGGUUUUGAUGAUUUGCAUGAAUAAGUGUAUGAAGAUGUAAGUUUCUGUGACAAUAUAUAUGUUGGUCGCUUCUGCUGUGGUAUACAUAUAGAAAUGUAUGUUAUAUAUAGCUUUU
Sesamum indicum (sesame) is the source of this 1239-nucleotide messenger RNA. RefSeq names its product galactinol synthase 2. The record is from RefSeq and is a predicted model, not a curated record. Gene Ontology annotation, molecular function: glycosyltransferase activity. Lineage: Eukaryota; Viridiplantae; Streptophyta; Magnoliopsida; Lamiales; Pedaliaceae.